Molecule: messenger RNA, 849 nt
Organism: Strongyloides ratti
Lineage: Eukaryota; Metazoa; Nematoda; Chromadorea; Rhabditida; Strongyloididae
Product: Mitochondrial carnitine/acylcarnitine carrier protein
Exons: 2
Coding region: 1-849 (282 amino acids)
Biological process (GO): transport
Molecular function (GO): transmembrane transporter activity
Source: RefSeq, a predicted model, not a curated record
AUGGAUACCAAAACAUUAUAUAUAAAUUCGAUAUCUGGUUCAUUUGCUGCUGUAAAUGCUUCAAUUGUUGGAUUACCAUUUGAUACAAUUAAGACACGUCUACAAGCAUCAGAAAAAGGAAAAUUUAAAGGACCAGUAGAUUGCUUUAAAAAAACAUUUAUUAAUGAAGGCUUUAGGGGAUUGUUUAGAGGAUUUAUUCCAAUUGUUCUUACAUGUGGACCAACAUAUGGUCUAUAUUAUGUUAUUAACCAAUAUUCCUUAAAUUUCCUUACACCUAAUAAAUUAGAAAUUAAUAAUUUACCCAUCUGGAAAGAGGUUACAUGUGGAGGAAUUGCUGGAGCAGCAAUUUGUGGAAUUUUAACACCAGGAGAAAGAAUUAAAUGUUAUAUACAAGUAAAAACAAAAAAAAUAUCUGUUAUCAAAGCUAUAAAAGAUAUUAUAUCAACGGAUGGGAUACAUUCACUUUAUAGAGGAUUUGGUGCAACACUUAUUAGAGAAAUACCCAUGGGUGCUGCAUAUUUUUCAUCUUAUAAUAUAAUAAGAAAUAAUAUAACUCAACCAAAUGAAAAUUUACCAUUAUGGAAAAUUUUAGUUGUAGGAUCCAUUGCAGGUAUUUGUGGUUGGACUGCUGCAUUACCUGGUGAUGUUGUAAAAACAAAAAUUCAAUCUUCUAUUGGUUCAAACAGAAAAAUCAAAAUAUUUGAAGUAGCAAAAGAAUUAUUUAAAACAAAAGGAAUAAAAGGUUUUUUUAUUGGAUAUGUACCUAUUGUUUUAAGAUCUAUUCCUGUAAAUGCUGUAUAUUUUGCAUCAUGUGAAAGUAUGAAAUCAUUAAUGGUUGAUAGAUCUUAA